CACCAACUGGUAAGAUAUUCAGUGUCUGAGCGUUAGUCCUGAUAAACGCGUGCUCAGGAUGACUAACAAUGAGACGCCUGCACCCUAACAUUACCUCUAAUACUCCACGGCAACCCCAUCCUCCACAGUGGAUCUCCAUACGACUGGUGCGAGGCAGGGCAAAGAUUACCAACAGACUUGCUUCUAGGUCAGGUCGAGGCCUUCAUGACGAUGUAUACUGCUUUCGCUCUCUGACCUUUGGCCUAAAGGCCGCGACUGCAACUUGAAAAGUGCUAGCCCAAACAUCAACGCUCGGUCGGUGCUCUAUGUAUGUGUAGCUCAGUCAUGGCUUUGAAGCGCCUUCAAGUCCUUUCCAACAUCAUUUAUCACUCCUGCCAGCUACAACCACUCCAUACAUCAACUACAUCAACUUUCAUGCCAUUGGGCAUUUGCAUCAAUCCCAUUAUAAGUCUCUUUGAUGAGAAGGUUCAUAUCAGAAUUCAAGGACUACCUGCAGAGACCAAAGUUACUGUAAAGGCAUCAGUAGAACAUGAAUGGAAAAGACUACCAGUCACAUUUGUAUCAUGCAGCCAUUUUAUCACUAGUCUUGCAGGGGAAGUGGAUCUUGCCAACGAUACCUCCCUUGGGGGUUCUUACACAGGGGUAGAUCCAAUGGGAUUGUUCUGGUGUUUGGUUCCUGAUCCUUCAGGUUCCCAAAACAUUCGUUUAGUGGUCAAAAGGGUGGAACAGUCGUUGACCUUUGUCUUUUCUGUUUACCUGGGGCAUCUCUCUCUACAAGAACUUCACACAUCAAACAAUCCUGUGUGUAUGACCAAUGUUACUCGCACAUUCAUGGCUCCUGGUGUCCGGAGACUGGAAGUCAGGGAUGGUCGCUUGAGGGGAAUACUUUACCUACCUCCAGGAGAAGGACCCUUUCCUGGGGUGAUUGACAUGUUUGGUUCUUCUGGUGGGCUGAUGGACCUACGUGCAGCACUACUGUCAUCCCAUGGUUUUGCAGUCCUUGCUCUGCCUUACUUCAAAUAUGAAGAUCUUCCAACAGAGUUGGGGGAUGUUGACUUUGAGUACUUCAAAGAGGCAUCCUGGUGGCUCUGCAACCACAAUGCAGUGAGAAACAAUGGAAUUGGUGUCAUUGGAGUCUCAAAGGGUGGAGAGCUGGCACAGUUAAUGGGGUGGCUGUUUCCAGAGGUGAAAGCUGUGGUAACCAUCAAUGGACCUCCAGCGUACACAUAUAUUGACCUGAAAUGGAAAGGAAGAUUAUUCAAAAAGGGAAUACCGAUUGACAGCAAUUUGCUUCAAAUAAAGGAAGGUGGUUGCUCAUUGAGAGAUGUAUAUAACAUUCACCCACAAGAUUUCAUACCAGUGUGGGAAAGUGGAGCCCAUGUCCUGGCCCUUGUUUCAGAUGAUGAUGGACAGAUAAGCCCACACUGGGCUGAUGAAUGGAAAAAGUCUUGUCCAGCAGAAAAACAGCAGCUGCUAGACGUGGUCCACUACCCAGGAGCUGGACACUUGCUGGAACCACCCUACACUCCUCACUGUAGAGUUUGCAUCAAUCCUUCUUAUGGUAUUAACAUGCUUUGGGGAGGUAGUAGAGAAGAUCAUGCAAGAGCCCAAGAAGAUUCCUGGCAAAGAAUUCAAGACUUUUUACGAAAACAUCUAAUGUCUUAGUCCCAUAAUCAACAUUCUUUGUGUUAAAUGUUGUACAUAACCACCAGGUCUGUGAUUUUCUGUGUUAGAAGAGAAUAAGUCUUUUGUGAGUCAUGGAAAACACCUUAGUGUUCUGACAUGAUUUUAAGAUUAUAUUUUCCUAAUCCAAAACAUUAUUUUUCUUGUCAUAACAUAGUAGGAUGUUUUGAUGUGAAUGAGAAAACUUUCUUCCUGCAUCCUCAGAUACAAGCAGGCAGAAAGUUGGCAAAUGAGCAACUGUCUCUUUACUUUGAGUGGCAUCAACAUGCCAUUAGAUACCUUUUUCCAUGUUUUUGGUGAGAUGUGGAGAAGGUUCCACAUCUCGUCUUCGCUCUGCCCUUAUCUACCUCUCGCUACUGUAGAUCUUAAAUCUUGUUUGUGGUAGGCUUCACCUGACUACAUGAUACACCACCUUCAAGUAUUAAUAGUGGUAAUGCUUCAUCUGGCAACGGGCGAUGCCUCUAUACUUCUGUUAUUUAAGGUUUGGAAUAAGCAGAGUAAAUAAUCUUUUAGUUAUCACUGUUAUGUAAAUUUGGUAUUAAUGUGAUUAAUAUGAGAAUUAGACAUAUUUUUUGCUUUUCUCCUAGUGUGAAACUCUGAAGAAUGCACAAUCUGUUGUUUCGCCUGAUUUGUAAAGAAUUUUUUUCAGAGAAAUAAAGUCUUGCUCUGAA
Molecule: messenger RNA, 2354 nt
Organism: Pomacea canaliculata
Lineage: Eukaryota; Metazoa; Mollusca; Gastropoda; Architaenioglossa; Ampullariidae
Product: acyl-coenzyme A amino acid N-acyltransferase 2-like
Exons: 9
Coding region: 310-1665 (451 amino acids)
Biological process (GO): acyl-CoA metabolic process; fatty acid metabolic process
Molecular function (GO): fatty acyl-CoA hydrolase activity
Source: RefSeq, a predicted model, not a curated record